This is a messenger RNA of Closterium sp. NIES-65, 2532 nucleotides long. The record is from the annotation of a GenBank genome assembly. Lineage: Eukaryota; Viridiplantae; Streptophyta; Zygnematophyceae; Desmidiales; Closteriaceae.
AUGGCGACUGAAGCGGAGAAGUCAGCGGUGGACCAGGGACACACCGCUGAGAGUUCGAUUGCUCCGCCUCCGGCCCCAGCUGCCGCGGUUGCUGUAGCUGCUCCUCCCCUGCUCCCCCCGGCUCCCCCUGUUGUUGUUGCGCCAUCCGUGGUUCCCGUCCCGCUGUCACUGGCUCCCCCGCCAAGUCUUCCGCACAAAGUUCCGGUGUCCGGCGCGCCGGUUCCCGUUGCGUCGCCGUCGCUCGUGGCGCAGCCGCCCGCCCAAGCUGUCUCUGGAGGCCCUGUGCUGGGGACAGCGGUGGUCGCCGGCCCCGAUUCUGCCCACUUGGUUGCCCCUUCGGCUGCGCCGGUGAAUCCCGUCGCGCAGCGGCUCGCGGAGUCCCAGAUACGCGCUCCCGUUGGGGGCAAUGCGGCAGCGCAUCGGGGGCGAGGUUCUCCUCGGCGUCGCCCCUCGUCGUCAUACCGUUCGGCGCACCGCGGAGGUCGCGGUGGCUGGUGGGGAGGUCACGUUCGCGGGCGCGAUGGGCCGAGCGAGAUGCAGCAGCUCCGGGAGGAUUUCCCGGGGAUGCUUGCCGCGGCGAUGCGCAACGUCCUGAAUGGCGCGCCGGAUCUUGGUAGCUCCCCGGCUCUUGCCCCGUCUGCGCCCGCGCCUGCUCCUGUGAAUGCGCAGGUCCCGGCCGCGCCCCUUGCUGCACCUGCACCGCACGCAUCUGCGUACCCACGGGCUCCUGCUCGAGGCGAUGAUUGUGCUCCUCCCGCCCGCGGUUGUCCUGUGUCUGCGUCGCAGUAUCCGCCCCUGCCCUGGAUUCCCCCUCUUCCGGACACGAGAUUUGUGGGAGCGGGAGGCGGAGGGGCGAGGGGGGCCUUCGUUCCCCCGCGUCGCGAUGCGGAUGCUCCGUCCGUGCAGCCUCCGCCCCCUCUUCCCAUACUGCCUGCCGCGUUGAGGACUGGGCCUCCUCAGCCUCCUCGCGAAGUUCCUCCUCGCCGCCUCUCGCGCUCUGACGUAUCAGCCUCUCCGCGUUUCUCGCGAAGCCGCUGGCUCCUGUGCGGCGUCUGUUCGUGCCCCGCGCACCGCCGCCUCCCCGUCCCCGCUCGCUACCCCUUCGUCCGCGGCGACUGCCGCGUCCGACGCAGAUUCCGCGCGUUGCUCUUGCUACUGCGACUCCCUCGCCCCCCGCCAGCGGCGCCGCGGUCGUCUCGCCUUCCCUUCGUCGGCGCGCUGGCAUCUGCUGCGCUACGGUCGGGAGUGAUGGACCCGUCCGCAAGACGGGAUCCGGAGCUUGAGCAUUCCGCGGAGAGCGCGCCGCGGGAGCCUGCGCCUGCCGAGCCUCGGCCACGACUGCCUGCGCAUCCCUCCGCAAGCGAGCCCGUUCACCGAUUCGAGCGGGUGCAGACUCUUCCCCAUCAGCCAGCCUCGCGCCUCUCCCCCCCUGAGUAUUCGUGGGCUCCUGCGCGUGUAGCGUCGAACCGUCCUGACGGUCAGCAGCCGCAGCAGCGCGGGCGCUCGCCUCAGCGUCAUCCCCAACGGCAGCCGUCUCCUCGUCGCCUAUCUCCCGCGCGUCGCGAACACUAUCAGCGCAGGGAGGGGGAUCCGCGCUCCCCUGAGCGUCCUCGCUCUCCUCGGCGCCCGUCUCCUCGUGGUCGAGCAGGCCAGCGCUCACCCCGAGCGCGAUCCCCCGCUCAACAAUCACCUCGGCGAGCUCCGGCGACGCGGGGGAAGGGGUCGCCUGGGCGUCGCUGGGAAUCAGGUCGUCGCGAGCCGUCCCCUCCGCGUCCGAAUUCGGGUGGUUCCGCUGGGCGGCGGGGCCGGCGGAAUGGCGGAGGGCGCGGCUCAUCUGGCCGCCAGCCGGAUCCUGCUCUUGAUCACGCUGCGAACACAUUCGUGGAUGUGGUGCGGCAGGCCCGGGCGAGCGGGGGGCCGACUCACGUUCACAUCGAGGUGACAAAUGGCCCUCCCUUUGCCGCGGAUCCCGGCCCGGUGGCCCCACUGCGCGCGCCGAUGUUGGCCGAGUAUCUGCCCGCGCGGGUGGGGAGACCCGACUAUCGCUCCCCUCGUCAGGUUCCUGGCUUCUCCGCUGGGUGCUUGACUGUUGGCCGCGUUCCUGGCUGGUCGGCGUCGUUUCCGCUCGAAGAGCAGACUGCACCUCACCCCAAUCCCGUGGGGAGAGACCCCAUGCUGACCAUGUGCCGGAUAUUGAAUCUGGCGGAGGCGUGCGAGGUGGUGGCGAACUUGCAGCUGGCAGUGUGUGGGGCCACCCGGAACUUUCCGAGCAGUUUCGGUCCAGGAUCCCGAGGAUCCUGCGUGACUUUGGCAGGAUCGCUCGAGUCGCCGUUGGCGCCCGUGUCGGAAGCGCCCGCCGGGGUAGCUCCCUUAGCCCGUACUUUCCCCCGCCACGUGGGGGAUCUUGUAGGGGCUGCUCAGGCCGGGACCCCCCUGGACGUGCUCCAGUCAUCGGCGCAUCUUCUUCUUGCGGUAUCGGCGUGUAUGCGCUCGAUGCUUGAGAUGGAGGGGGCGGAGCCGUACACGAUGUAG